Molecule: messenger RNA, 4923 nt
Organism: Chara braunii
Lineage: Eukaryota; Viridiplantae; Streptophyta; Charophyceae; Charales; Characeae
Source: the annotation of a GenBank genome assembly
UCGAAGGGGGCUGACUUGAGUUGGUCCCUCUAGCAAGGCUUCGGCGCAGGAGCCAUGAACACCCCUUUCUACCGCGAACUUGCGGUGAGAGCCGCCAUGACGGCCCUCGCGUUUUUCGACAUACUGUCAGAGAAGCGGGUCCGCCUGGACACCACGUGCGAUGUUCAAAGCGAUUUGGAGUUGUCUCUACCCAUUCAGCAGGGCACCGGGGCAGGUUCUACUGGUGCGACAAUGGGAGCGGAGGGUUCGGGGGUCGUGUGUUCGCGGGAGAUGUCCCGUGGCGACAAUUGGGGGAAUUUCGACACCGACGAAGAGGACGAGGCCCUGGUGGCGGUUGCCUCGCUUGCGACACCGACUCGGGUCUCAGCGCUGCGUAUUCAGGAGCGGCUGGCAGACUGUUCACUUCGGAAGGAGUGGUCGACGCCCACCAAGGGUUCUCGUCCCGUGGUCGGUGAAGACGUUCGUCUUCAAGAAGUGGGGUGCGGUGGUGAGGAGGGCGUGAGACGAACUCAGGCAAAGCGUGGUGCAAGUUCGCGGGAGGAAAGUAUUGAGGGAAUGAAAAAAACGAAGACAAACACACCUCGAUCGGCAGGACGUAAAAGGAAGGGCGCAGAGGGAGGAGGCGAGACGUCAGCAACAAAAAGGCCGUCUUCGAGCACUCGAGAAUCAGGGGCCGCCAUUGUGUCCGAGGGGAGAGUCAUCGAUAUUGAGGCCCGUUAUUUCUUGGAGUGGGACAGCGGCGUUCGGACUAAAAGGGAAUUUCUUAUCAACCCGCGGCAGGUGCUCCCGAUCGGACAGUGGGAGCCGUCUUACAACCAGCGUUCCCUCGAUCCAGUGCUUAUGCAGUGGAUCAUGCGCGCUAUAACCAGGGCAGCCCAGGAUAAGCAGAGUUCGUACGAGCUGCCCACGUUGAAGCUGGCUCCCCUCGGGCUGGAGAGAUCGCGGGACAAUGUGCCUGCGCGAAGGCUGAAGCCCGAGGAAUGGAAGGACGAGUUGGCGCGCGAAUACUACUACUAUGCGGUGGUCAGGCAGCACAACGCCGCGGCGGGCAACUUGUUGCUUGGGACCGACGUCGCGGACAAGUACAACUUCGAUAACUGGCCCGCCUGCAUGGUGUACUUCUYCGACGAYGACUUCGGUGGAUACUUCAUUGUCAGCUCRWAGGACAACAAGAAGGACCUCAAGGCCCCUCCUCGACAACUCAAACUCGCGAUGCAAGAUAUCCGCUGGUUUUGGCAGCAAAAGGGUUGCCCUAGAGCGGUCAUGGGAAACCCGCGGGGGAAAGAGAAACAAGUUGAAGACUGGCGGGCGUUCUGCGCGGUUGCGCUCCACAAAACACCCUACAUACACCUGUGGACUCUUGCCGACAGCAAGGAGGAGGACGCUGCGAAGAGGCAGAAUGCAGCCCUUCGAUGUUACUUCCCGCUGGUCAUGGCCGGAGAAAAAGCUUGGCAGGACGGGAUGGCUUUUCUCGGGAAGUGGGAGACGGGGAGACUACUGGCCCCCGACGGGGCGAAGUGGAUAACCAAGAAGAAGAAGGUGAAGGGCGUGAUGGAGGGUGUGGACUUCCGCGACAAUGAGAAGACGGGCACGAAAGAAGUGGUUUACAAUGUCCAUGUGGAAGCCCCCACGAAGAAGGGCAAGAAGGAGAAAGAGYCCGGCAAAUGGUAUGUGCAAGUCCCGRAACCGGAUGUACAGUGCUGGAAGAUUAUGGAAUCCCUUAYAGACAAUGAGAAACGCCGUUUGUUAGGGAAGGUCAUGAACUGCGAGGUGGUCUGGGUCCAGUCGGGCUCUUCCUCGUUGGCCAAGCAAGGGAAGCUCGGCAUUACGGAGGCUGUGCAACUGGCUAAGUGCGACCGGGUUUUGGUCCGCUUAUGGAACUUUUACAAGUUCAAACAUGAGGUCAAACCGGACUSCGAAUGGACCGCGAGGUUCAAUUUAGUUAAAAAAAGGGAACAGAUUCUGACAGAGUUCGAGGCCAUGGGAAUGGAUGCAGGGCUGUGGGACGGGAGUAGGAAGCUUGUGGUGGACGCGUCGCUGUUCAGGGAAUGCCCUCUGUACAUGGGAUGCGACGACGACAAGAACAUCAAGGCCACUGAAAAACUGGCGGCCAACGAAAAGUUGACCCCUAAGUGGUGGAACAAGGUCGUGCCCGUGUUGAACGGCGGCAGGGCGAAGCAACGGGAGUUAUUCCCGGGGAGUUGGACGCUGGUGGUUUUCGUUCCCCGACAUUGGGACUUGUCAUUCAUGACAAGCCUUCGGCAUCUUUCCGUCGUCAGGGCAAUGGCUGGGAGGUGGGUGCGGCAGGCCCAACAGAAGAAGACUAUUCCCAUGGGCCACAACUGGUACUACAUAGAGGACCGCAUGUAUAUUCUCUUCAAAGGUGACGACCUUCGAGAGAACACUGCGGUCGUUUACGAUGCGAGGCUGUCGGGGGGGGACGCUGCGGCGGUGGGGGUCCAUCAGAAAGUCACUCCCACGGACAUAUCUGAGAUGCCUUUCCAUCCUUGCGAGUGGCCGUUGUUGACCACGGGACACGAAGGGAAGGUGUACAAAGAGAUGGAGCGGAACCUGGGGCAAUUGACGAAUCUGUUGGCGUUCCUCUGCAAAAGAGGGGAAGGUGUCACGUUUAUCGGGAAACCACAUGCGCAAGUCGUCUGGGAGGUGUUGCAAAGCGGGCGUCAUGUCGUCGCGUUGGAAGGAAACUCGGAGUUGUUGCAGUACAUGGUGGACUACGUCAAAAUCGAGGUCAACUCCGGAUCCAGCCGAUGCGAGUUCGCCGUGCGGACCGAGAAAGUGGUGCGCGUCUGGGAUCCGUCGACGGACAUGUGGUUCAAAUUGAGUGAGAGGAAAAGAAACAAGAUUUUCCACUUCCUCUUCCUGGAAACCCGGCCGAAAAGUGAAGCCGACCAGGAGCACAUGCGACGCAGGGACCACAUGUUGUCGUUGCUUGACAACUACCAUGGCACCGAUCGGAGAAAUGCGAAGAACUUUCUCGACAGGUUGGCGGGUCUGUACUUCGAAGAGUCUAUCCAGAUCUUGAGGUACCACGACUACGCGUCGAUGGUAUCCACCAAGGAUGAGGACGAAACGGGGAUUGUAUUUGAAGCUGGCAUGACAGAGGAGGGCAGCAAUACGGAGAGUCUCGACAUCGGUUACGCGCCCUCGCCUGGCCCGACCACCGCCGGUUCUUCAACAGCCGGCCCGGACGGAGGGACGGGCGGAGGGGACGAGGCCACUGGGAAGGACACGACGCAAGAGGUGCAUCGCCCGACCGGCAGUGUCGUCUUCAAUGCGGGAGAUGUCGAACCAGUGGAACAGGGGACGUGCUCUGCAGAACCUGCGGGUGGAGGGGACAAGGCCACCAGGAAGUUCACCGGGAUCCAGACUACAGUCUCGGAAGAACCAGCCUCCCUAUUUCCGACAGCCCAACUUUACGAUAUGGCGCGACGCGGCCACGACCGUUCUCGCUGGGGGGUCGAUGUUGUGGAGGACAGCAAGUUGGACGGGAUACACAUUACAGUGGAAAAGCGAUCAGCGACAGAGGACGGAUCGCAGACCGUGUCCGAGGCUGGAAGGUGGGGCGCUGAAGCCCUCACAUCUUUGAAGUCCGCUGGCAUCCGGACUUCGACGAGCAGCUCCGCUGGGGAAGCCAAUGCUGCGCCGGCAGGGGAGUCCGUCGUCGAGGGGCCGGGGCAGAGUGACUUGGACAAGGCAUGUGAGACGGGUUUGUCGUGUGUUGAGAAAGCAGACAAGGGGUCGGAGAGGGUCGGGGGGGGGGAUGGUAGAGACGACAAGCAGAUGGGGGUCACUAAAAGGCUUGAUGACGGAAGCGGUGUGGAAGGCAAUUUAAGCAGUGAGGUGGAGGGCACGGAGGACCGGGUGGAAAGUUGUGGCGACGACGACGAUUUCACAGACGCAGGCUCCGGAGAGUCGGCCGGCGAGUUCAUCCGGUUGUACGGUGGGCGCAACGACGAGGAUGCUGAGUGCGGGACACCUGCAAUGGCCAUCGAGACGGAGCUCGCUAUCCAACUUUCCGAGGAGGGCGAAAAUUACAACGUUUCCCCUUUGCGGGGUGUUGUAGAAACCGCAGUCGAGAGCCAUGACAUUGAACUGCCGCUGAGUCCUGCGAAACCUGCAGGUCGGCUGCUCAUUGAUGAGGUCGUGCAUGGCAUCCUCGGUCCGCGGAAUAGGUCCCCUCCUCCACUGGAGAACGGCGAGGGCAAUGCAGGUUCCGGUCGACCGGCGAUUGGUUCCAUGGAGUUGUCGGGUACAGGGCCUCUAGCGGAGUCCGACAAACUCAUCGGCGACACAAAGAACGAUCUUGGGGGCGGCCGACAAUUCGACAGCGAGGUCAAGUAUGGGGACGACCCUGCGGCUGCGGAGGUGCUCAGAAGUCCUGCAAGGCAGUCGGCGUCGUUAUCCGGAGACGUUAAGCGGGCUGGGCCUCUGACACGGUGGGGAGAAUUCGUCACCGUGGCUGCGCGUCCAAGCUCGCAGGUUCUGCAUGACCUUCUGCGCGGGGCCGUGCCGCCUGAGGCUGUCCUGGCUACACUUGCAGACGGACAACUGAGAGUUGCAGCGAGGGAUUUCCACGCCCUUUGGGAUAUUGAUGGCAAGCUUAAUGACAAGGUCGUCAACUUCUACAUGGCUCUCCUAGGGUCCACAGCGUGUCGGCGCCGUCAGCUGUCCACCGGGCUUCGUGUCUUCAAUUUCAACACGUUUUUCUUCGACAAGUUGAAACGGCAAGGGAACAUCGGGGUGAGAAGGUGGGCACGGGACGUCGAUCUCCUACAACACGAUAUUGUCUUUGUGCCUGCCAGUGCACAAAGACAAUGACCACUGGGUCCUUCUGUCUGUGAACUUGAGGGACGGUGUCCUGGAGAUUUUUGACUCGUUUGCACGUGUGAACGCCGAAAAGGA